Pseudozyma flocculosa PF-1 is the source of this 864-nucleotide messenger RNA. RefSeq lists its product as uncharacterized. Bases 1 to 864 code for a protein of 287 amino acids. The transcript has 5 exons. Gene Ontology annotation, cellular component: cytoplasm. Gene Ontology annotation, molecular function: phosphatase activity. The record is from RefSeq and is a predicted model, not a curated record. NCBI's taxonomy places the organism in Eukaryota, Fungi, Basidiomycota, Ustilaginomycetes, Ustilaginales, Ustilaginaceae.
AUGGCGCCCACCAGCAGAGUCUACCUCACCCGCCACUCGCAGGCAGAGCACAAUGUCGCCGACGACUACUCGAUCCCCGACGCGCCCCUCACCCCGCUCGGAAAGCAGCAGUCCGGUCGCCUCCCCUCGCUCACCCCAGAGCUCCAGCAGACGGCCCAGGUUAUUCUCUCGUCGGGCCUCAAGAGGACGCUGCAGAGCACAAAGAUCGGCUAUGCCCCCGCCAUCGAGCGCCUCGGCGGCCUGGGCAAGGUAGUGCUGCUACCCCAGCUGCAGGAAUGCAACGACUUCCCCUGCGACACCGGCUCGGCCCGCGAGGUGCUCGAGGCCGACCCGGAGCUGGCCGGCUUUGACUUUUCGCCCCUCACGCCCGACUGGACGAGCAAGCGGGGCUUCUACGCCGCCGACGACGCCUCGCUCAACGCCCGCGCCCAGUGGGUGCGCCAGUACAUCCGCGACAGGCCCGAGCAGGAGAUUGUCGUCAUGGCCCACGGCGACAUCCUCCGGAGGAUCACGGGACAGCAAUACCCCUGGAAGAACGCCGAGGUGCGGCUGUUCCAGUUCGAUCCGGCCACGGUAUCGACCGAGCAGGCGCCCCUCGUCCACGUCCGCGACAUUGCCACGGGCGGCAGCGUCGAGCCCACCUCGGGCGACAUUGCAAACCAGAAGGGCGUCCCCAACGCCGGCGCAAACGGCAACGGAAAUGCUGCUGCUCCCUCCGAGAGCCUCGCGGCCAUCGAGGAGCGGGUCAAGGAACGCCAGUCGGCCGUCCAGUCCAAGGCCAACGAGCUCGAGGAGCUCGAGCGGCGCCUGGCGGAUGCGGAAAAGAGAAAGGCCGAGCUCGAGGCCAAGGGCAUCAAGAUCUAG